AUGCGCCUUGGUGAUCUCGCCGCUGAUUUCCUUGAUGCAAGACCAGGCGUGGCCGGUCCACACACUGCGGCAGAGACAGAUUCCUUCCACACAUUGCGGAUCUGGCGGGGUCCGGAGUUUGCCUUAGCUCACCUGGCCGAGAUUGCCGGAGUGAGGCAAGCUCUCUGCGUGCUGGCCAUCGACGAGGCGCACUGUAUCUCUGCCUGGGGACAUGACUUCCGGCCGGUAUACCAGCAGCUGGGUCGCUUACGUGAGGCUCUUGGCAAGGUGCCGACCAUGUGCCUUACGGCGACAUGCACCAAGGAGGUGCGACAUGACAUACAGCGGAGCCUGGGCCUGUCCGACUGCGUGCACAUCGUCGGACCCAUGAACCGCCCGAACUUGAAGUACGUCGUGCGGCCACGCAGGACCUUUGAGGAGGACUUGACUGAAAUCUUUGGCCUGUUAUCCCCUCCCUGCUCCGAAAGGGUGAUUGACAACAGCCAGAUCGAGCCGACGUCCUCCACCAUCGUGUAUGUACAGACCAAGGCACGUUGCGAGGAGCUCGCCGCAUUGCUGAUCAGAGCCGGUGUGGCUGCGGCAUCCUAUCAUGCCGGUUUGCCCAUGCAGGACCGCCGCGACAUCCAUCGAGCAUUCUUGAUGGACGAACUUCAAGUGGUUGUGGCCACUGUUGCCUUCGGAAUGGGCAUUGACAAGGCAUCUAUUCGCCGGGUGAUUCACUACGGUGCCGCCCACUCGCUUGAGAGCUAUGUGCAGCAGUGUGGCCGAGCUGGGCGUGACGGAGAAGAUGCGGAGUGCAUCACAUUCUUUAGACAACAGGAUCUGCAAGAGGCCAAGACUCUGCUACUCCAAGGCUGUAAGGCUAACGAUGAGCAUUCAAGGCACCUGCUUCUCUUGCACUCCAAGCUCGCAGCUUUCCUGGCAGACAGCAGCCAGUGCCGGCGUGUGAGACUUCUCCAGCACUUCGGCGAAGAGCCUGAGAGGCUGAACAGCGAACCGCAAGAGCCGCGUAAAGGAGAGUGCAUUCAAGUGGGGAGCCUUCCAGCCUGCUGCUCCUGGUGUGACGUGUGCCAGGCCAGGAAGCUUCCCCCUUCUUCGGCAGAGCAGAGCGACUUCACGCAAGAGUGCGCCAUCCUGCUCCAGUGUGUGUCGGCAUGCGGUGGCUUCACCGGAUCUGCUUUGCCCUGUGCUUUGGCCGCAGGGCAAAUGGUCGAGAAACUCAAGGCUCGUAGCCUUCACAGGCAUCCUACCUUCGGGAGCGGACGUCACAAGGCCCACAGCUGGUGGAAGGCUUUUCUUCCACACGUUCUCCGAGCAGGACUCCUGGAGGAGAAACCCGCUAAGCUGGCCAAUGGGAUGAGAUAUGCUGCCCUCUCCGUGUCGGAGCAAGGGUUGCGAAGGAUGCGAUCUACCGACCAAGCUGCUUUCUUUCACAUUUCUCCCGUGCCUUCGGAUCUGGCUGCACCGGCUCCGAAACCGGCUCCUGUGAUGCUUCGGUCCUCUGCAGUGCUGCCUGAAGUGGGGUCAGCAGUGCAGUGCAGUGAGAAUGGAGGUGCAGACUCUCUGGAUGCCAAGAAGCAGGAGCUUUACAGAAGGCUUUCGCACGUCCGUCAGCAGUGGAUGCGACGGCUGAACAUCAUGGGAGAGUCACUGGUAUCCAACCCCGUUUUGCGUAUGCUUGCCGAGAUUCGGCCCUCCUCUGUGAAUGUCGCGCAGCAAAGAGUGCCAGGUCUACCGCAGCUUCGCAGUGAGCCGCUGGUAAGCUUGCUUGAGGCACUCAUCUCCGAGGUGAAUGUGAUGUGCCGAGAGAAUUUCCUGCCUCAGCAGACAGAGCUUCGUGUUGAGCCAGAUGAGAGGCCUCCAAAGUUUCGUCGCCUGCCUACCACUUUCGGGACUGCCUUGCCUGGCAACCCUUCUGCCGACACGCUGGCGAGUGCUUUCUCUCAAGCCCUGGAUGCAGCGAGCAAUCCGCAGGAUACGCCCACUUGCGAUGCAAGUCCGCGGGAAGCGACCAGCGCAGAAUCCCCUGGCGAAAGCGGGCCACAGGCUGAGAGUGAUGACUGGCUAAGUUUGCUGGACACCUGA
Messenger RNA from Symbiodinium sp. CCMP2592, 2085 nucleotides. The record is from the annotation of a GenBank genome assembly. NCBI's taxonomy places the organism in Eukaryota, Dinophyceae, Suessiales, Symbiodiniaceae.